AUGGACUUGGGUGGUGGUGGAGGUGGAGGAGAUGGGGAUGACGAUGAUGACAGGAAGAGGAAGGCAGGCCAAAGGAAUGAGGGUGGUGAUAAGGAGGAGGUAUGGCAAGGUGCGGGGACGGGAGACGUUGUGGCGAUUGUGGAUGACGAGGAGGAGGAGGAGGAGGAGGUUGAUGACGACGACGGCGGCUACGGCGAUGGCACUGGACAUUAUGGGCGUCGUGGUGGCAAGCAUGAUGACAACAAACGGCAGCAGCCACUCCGCCCACCGCCGCCACAGCACCAGCCACAACGGCAACGGCAGGACAGCGAGCGGUACGAGGAGCUGCGCAAGCCGCCAUACCCAGAUUGGCAGCUGUAUGCGCUGUGGAAAGGCGAAGGCGACACAGAGGUGGUGGACGGCACAGAGCCCAAGGCCAAGGGGAAGGCGGCGCUCAUGGCGAUGCGGAUGGCAAUGCGACCAAGCAUGAUCCGCGUGUGCGAGCGCACGUUCUUUGAUGCAGUGGUGCUGUGCGUCUGGACAGACCUGCUUGGCCCACGCUGCAGGCACCUCUGGCUCGGCAGCAACCUGCCCAAUCCCAACUUCCACGAGAAGCUGCUGAAGGUCCUGCCCAGGCUGACGACGGGCGGCGAGCUCACGCGGAACAUGGAGGCGGACGGCUCCUGCGCGAGCCGCUACUACCGCCUGCCUGCUGAGGGCUUUGAACUUGGCACGUUUGUGUUCCUGGCUGACGUGGACGGGGCCACGUGCCCUUGCGCCUUGUCGUUGGUCAAGGAGCUGCCGCCAACGGAGGUGUCGCGAUAUCUGAAGCUGUUUGGCGUGUGCCGGGACCGCAUGGCGACGCUGGUGAAGAAGUUCGUGGCGCAACUCAAGCACCGAAAGGAGGGCACCACGACAACGCAGGUGCUGCUCAGGUUUACGGAUGACAUUGGCCCCUUUAUGAUCGCCGUUAACCACCUGGGCCAGCAGCGAGCGCUGGGCCAAGCGGAUGCGCCGCAGCCCUCGCCGUUCGCAGACACGGCCCUGGACCUGAGCGAGUCCAUUGACGGGGCCACCUUCCAUCUCCCACGCCCCUUUCUUGACAUCUGCAUCACGUGUCAUCUUCAGACUGCCGGCCGCUCGGUCAUUGUCGGUGAGGACUCGGAGCCAGUCCGUAGGCUCUUGCGCACGCUCGCCCUCUUCCUCACACAGGCUGAGCAAGAGACAGUGCGCUAUGACUCAACAGGCAGCAUUUACGAGCCAGACCUUGUUCUUCAAGUGGUGAAUGCGCCUGUGGACAAGAUUGAGUCACAGGUGCUCGAUGCGAACCACCCAACGACGAUUAUCGACCCCAAGCUUCGUGUUGUCCGCAGAACACACAACCGCGAUGUGUACACGGUCGAACACGAGCAGCGGGAGCAUGCGCAGCUCAGCAACUUGGAGGCCGGUCGUCAGGCUGACUUGCCUGCAAGCAAACUCCCUGCAACGCGACGCCCAGCGCCGCUUGUGCGGUCAUUGCUGGAGACGCUGCUGUACGAACCAACGUCGUGCCACGCUGCGGUACUCACGCACUUCAGUCGUUCCUUGCAGAGGACAGCGCUCGUUCUGAUUGAGCUUGCGAGUGGAUGCCGCGCCACAUCCGUUCGCGUCCCUAUCUGGAAUGGCCAUGGCGCAGAGCGGCCGCUUCCUGCACAGAAGCGCGACAAGAUGAGACAGGCGCUGCAACUGCACGACUACCAUGACUUUGAGAUUGUGUUGGCCAUGUGUUGGAAGCUUGACAAUGACUCAUAUGCACGCAUCCUCGGAGACGACAGUGUGCGCGAAGACCAGCUCUCGAGCUUCCUGGGCUCGCUGUAA
Molecule: messenger RNA, 1836 nt
Organism: Salpingoeca rosetta
Lineage: Eukaryota; Choanoflagellata; Craspedida; Salpingoecidae
Exons: 6
Coding region: 1-1836 (611 amino acids)
Biological process (GO): autophagy; endocytosis
Cellular component (GO): autophagosome; endosome
Molecular function (GO): guanyl-nucleotide exchange factor activity
Source: RefSeq, a predicted model, not a curated record